Messenger RNA from Lathyrus sativus (Indian pea), 3195 nucleotides. The record is from the annotation of a GenBank genome assembly. NCBI's taxonomy places the organism in Eukaryota, Viridiplantae, Streptophyta, Magnoliopsida, Fabales, Fabaceae.
AUGGUCCCUGUUUCCAGAACCGAUGGUGCCACUGGUACCCACUUGCUGUCUGCUAAAGUUCGUAAAACUAUUCAAUCCAUUAAAGAAAUCGUCGGGAAUCAUUCUGAGGCUGAUAUCUAUGUUGCCCUUAAAGAGACUAACAUGGAUCCUAAUGAAACUACUCAGAAAUUGCUUAACCAAGAUCCAUUCCAUGAGGUGAAGAGAAGGAGGGAUCGAAAGAAAGAGAAUCAAAAUGUUGGGAACAGGGGAUCGGGUGGUCAGCCAAGGAGGCAUUCUGACAAUGGUGGUCAAAGAGGCCAAUUCCACAAUCAUUCGGAGCAUAAUGUUGGGAAUAGGGGUUCGGCUGAAUCCGAGAGGCAUUCUGAUAAUGGUGGUCAAAGAGCCCAAUUCCACAACCAUGCUGAACAUAAUGUUGGGAAUAGGGAUUUGGGUGAAUCGGAGAGGCAUUCUAACAAUGGUGGUCAAAAAGCCCAAUUCCACAACAAUGCGGAACAUAAUGUAGGGAGUAAGGGUCCGGGUGAACCGGAGAGGCGUUCUAACAAUGGCGGUCAAAGAGCCCAAUUUCACAACCAUUUGGAACAUAAUGUUGGGAAUAGGGGUUCGGGUGAACCGGAGAGGCAUUCUGACAAUGGUGGUCAAAGAGCGCAGUUCCGCAAUCAUUCGGAACAUAAUGCUGGGAACAGGGGUCAGCCAAGGAGGCAUUCUGAAAAUGGUGCUCAAAGAGGAGUGCAAUUCAACAACCCCGCUGACCAUAUUGUUGGGAACAGGGAGUCUGGUGAACCAAAGAGGCAUUCCGAGAAUGGUGGUCAAGGAGUGCAAUUGAACAACCCUUCGGAACAUAACCUUGACAACAAGGGUUCCGGUGAACCAAGAAGGCAGCCUGAAAAUGGUGGUCAAGGAAUGCAUUUCCAUGAACAUAGAGGUCGAAGGGCAAACUAUUCUCGAAAUCCUUUACCAAGCCUCAGCAGAGAGUUCCGUGUAGUCAGAGACAACCGGGUAACCCAUAUAAAUAAAGAUAAAGAAGUAAAGCCUCCUUCACAACAACAUUCAACAUCAACCACUGAGAAAUUACCUGGAAACACUUCUGAAAAGGGCUCGUCAGCAGCUUCUAUUAAUCAAAAGCCCUCUGGUGCUAGAAAUCAUCAGGCUGUAAACGGUCCUUCUGAUUCACAUACUAGGCAGUCAAAAGAUGCCCCUAGGGCUACAAAUGUCAGUGACAAAAAAAUUACACCCGAGAACAUUCAAGGCACGGUGUCAAAUGCAUCAGCACGGACGCAACCAAUUAAGCCUAACAACAUCCAUCAAAAUUCUUCAGCAACGGCUUCAACCAGUUCUGUAGUUGGAGUAUAUUCCUCUUCUACUGAUCCAGUUCAUGUGCCCUCCCCCGAUUCCAGAUCAUCGGGAGCAAUUAGGCGUGAAGUUGGGGUUGUUGGUGUUCGAAGACAGUCUUCUGAUCACAAAGGGAAACAGUUGUUUCCUCCCAGUAGUUCUCAUGCUAAUAAUUCUGUUGUUGGAAAAGAUGGUACAUCUUCAGAUUCAUUUCAAUCCGCAGGCACUGUCCAAAAGACUGAACAUCUUAGUCAAACUUCUGUAACUGAGCCCUCAUUCCCUGGUAUGUCUGUUAGCAGACCAUCCUUGAACAAUCCGCAUAAUAGUAGGCCACAUCAACAAGUUGUCGGACAUCAAAGAGUCUCCCACUCCCAGCAUAAUAAAGAGUGGAAGCCUAAAUCAAGCCAGAAGACAAACAACAAUGGUCCUGGAGUGAUUGGAACACCCAAACUAACAAUUUCAUCUCCAGCGGAAAAUUCUAAAGUUAUAGAAUCGGAUACAACACAACUUCAGGGUACACUUUCACAAUUGAAUGUAUACGAGAACCAAAAUGUGAUCAUAGCACAGCAUAUUCGUGUCCCAGAGACUGAUCGCCGCCGGCUGACCUUUGGUACUGUCGGGGUUGCAACAGAACUUGACUCUUUGAUGCUUCAACCUCAGUUUCAAGUAAUAGGAGCUACUGAGAAGUCAACUGGAGAAUUGACUACAAGCUUGACUGCCCCCGCGUCAGAGUCAUCCACCGAUGAUGUUUCUGGGAGCAAGCAGGUGAAUUUAAGUGAUGACCAUGUUAGAAGUUCUGAGUCCGAAUCUCCAGCCUCUGGUGUUGCUUCUGAGCAACAGUUGCCUGAUAACAAAGAAUCCUCAAGCUCUCAGAAUCUAGACAACUAUGCCAAUGUUGGAUUAGUACAUGAUACAAGUCCGUCCUAUGCACCGUCACAGUCACGGCAGCAAGAUUCUCACGAUAUGCCUGGCUUUUCAGCUUACGACCCUCCCACUGGUUACGAUAUUCCUUAUUUUAGACCUAACAUGGAUGAAACUGUACGCGCACAGGUUCUUUCACCACAUCAGGAGGUUUUGAACUCCCAUGCUGCAAACAAUGUUCCCACAUCCACGAUUGCCAUGGUGCAACAACAGCAACAACAACAUCAAGUUGCACAGAUGUAUCCUCAAGUUCAUCUUUCACAUUAUGCUAAUCUUAUGCCCUAUCGUCAAUUUCUAUCUCCAGUCUAUGUACCACCCAUGGCUGUGCCGGGAUACUCAAACAGUGCUCCCUAUCCUCAUCCUACGAAUGGAAACAGUUAUGUAUUGAUGCCGGGAGGCGGUUCCCAUCUUAAUGCCAAUAACCUUAAAUACGGAGUUCAACAGUUCAAGCCUGUUCCUGCUGGAAAUCCUACAGGGUUUGGAAACUUUGCUAACCCAGCUGGGUAUGCCAUGUUAGCUCCUGGCGUGGUUGGUGGUGCGUCGGGUCUAGAUGAUUCAUCUCGAGUCAAGUACAAAGAUAAUCUCUAUGUCCCAAAUCCUCAGGGGGAGACAUCAGAAGUAUGGUUACAAAAUCCAAGGGAUCUUUCAGGCAUGCAAUCAACUCAAUACUAUAACUUGCCAGGACAAUCACCACAUGCGGCUCCAUUCAUGCCAUCCCACACCGGUCACGCUAACUUCAAUGCAGCUGCAGCUCAGUCAUCUCACAUGCAGUUCCCUGGUAUGUAUCAUACACCUCCACAACAAGCUGCAAUGGCGAAUCCUCAUCAUUUAGGACCAGCAAUGGGAAACAAUGUCGGAGUUGCUGCAGCUGCUCCUGGAGGAGCACAGGUUGGUGCAUAUCAGCAACCUCAACUGGGUCACCUCAACUGGACAACAAAUUUCUAA